CUUUGUGUGGCACAGCAACAGAACACAGAGACUGCGGCCUGAGUUGUACAGGAGUUGGAGCCAGAGGACUCAAAAGCAGCUUUGGAGAUCCAGAAAGCAGGAGGGCCCUGAACCCACGCUUGCUGAGAGGAGUCACAAGUUAAGGUUAUGUCCCCCAAGGUUUCAAAGACUGCCGUAGUAACCCAGGAGCAGACUUGGAUCCAUCCCUAACCUAGGAGCUUCAAAAUCAGCAUUCCUCACUGAGAAAGAUGUAUAAAGUGGACCUGUCACCAGAUCCCAAGGAGGUGGCCGCCACUGAGGCUAGAAGAAAUCGAGAAAAGGAUCGACAGACCAGAUUUUUCAAUGUGCGAAACCGAGUCAUGGGGGUGAAUGUGGAAGCCUUGAACAACCAAGUGGAGGAGAGAAAGCUUCAGGAGGUAACUGAGCGAAAUAAGGAGGCAGCUUAUGAUACCAAGAAGGUGCAGUAUGAUCUGGUAGUCCAGAUGCUAGAGAAGGAGGAGGCAAAACGAGCACGUCGUAUGGCCAAGAAAAUCCAGAAUUUUCGACAGCAGAAGCAGGAAUUCAAGAACAGAUGGGAAUUUGAACUUCAGGAUGCAGCCCAAUUCCAAAGGAUUCCAGUCCAUUUCCAGGAGUUUCCAGCCCAAUUUCAGGAGUUUCCAGCCUGUUUCAGUGACAAAGGUCCCUUCAGUGGUCCAGCCAGCAUGCAGUGCUUCUUGGGGGAGGACCUGGAUAGAGCCUCAUUCCUGAGAAUGCAACAGCAGCAGUUCAGGUCUAACCUGGAAAGGCAGCUGCAGGAGCAACAGCAAGUCAAGGCUGAAGAGAAAUAUGCAGAUAUGCUUAGUGACCAGCUGCAGCAAGCCAUGGAUAUACGUGCUGCCCAGAUGGCCAGGCUGGAAGAGUCUUGUAUCGCAAUGAUGUCUGCCAGAGCCAAUGACAACAAAGCUCAGGCAGCUAAGCUGGCUGAGCAGCAGCGCCAGGAACAUCAGUGCCAACAGGAAGCCAACCUCUCAGACAUACAGAAGCAGAUCACCAGUAACCUCCUGACUGAGAACCCCCAGGUUGCUCAACACCUCAUGGCUCCCCACCGAGUCCUGCCAUAUUGCUGGAAGGGUAUGACUCUGCAGGAGCAAGCUGACAUCAGGAAAGCCCAGGAGGAACAACGCCAUGAGAAGGAGGCACAGCGCCAGGCUGAACAAGCCCUGGAUACUGAAUGGGCAAACCAAACUAUAUCCUUGGCCCAAGCAGCACUGGAGCUAGAGGAGCAGGAGAGGGAAUUGUGUGCGGAAUUUCAGCGAGGGCUGGGCUCCUUCAAUGAGCAGCUGGCCAAGGAUCAAAAGGCCCAGCAAAAUUACCUGAACUCGGUAAUUUAUACUAAUCAACCUACUGCCCAAUAUUAUCUACAGUUCAACACCAGCAGCCGCUGAACUCAGGAUGGUCACAUCACCCUUCUUUCCUAUUAAACUCACAGACGGUUAGUAGUCAAAGAGAAAAAUACAGUAUAUACCCCCAUCCUGAAUCCGUUCCCUAGUGGGAAAGUGCUAAGCUGAUACCUGCACCUGCUAUCUAAAGCAACAGAGUUAUUCACUAAAGUCAAAAUAAAUAAAUAAAUAA
Fukomys damarensis (Damara mole-rat) is the source of this 1611-nucleotide messenger RNA. Its product is annotated as RIB43A-like with coiled-coils protein 1. The transcript has a single exon. The record is from RefSeq and is a predicted model, not a curated record. NCBI's taxonomy places the organism in Eukaryota, Metazoa, Chordata, Mammalia, Rodentia, Bathyergidae. Bases 249 to 1424 code for a protein of 391 amino acids.